AUGAGUCCUUCAAGGUUAGAAAGGUUACUAUCAUAUCAUAUACGGCAUCUAUUACCUCACGUUUUAUCGCAUCGUAAUUUAUACAAGUUAUCAUAUAUAUUUGCAUUAUUAACAGCUGUCACCUCUGGCUUUAUAUCAUUAAUUUCUUUAUUUUCUGCGCCAUGGCAAUAUCAUCUAGGUUAUACAUCAAAACAGAUCAAUAUAAUUGCCAGUUGGACCAUGUUAGGGAUGUAUUUGACUCCACCUGUUUUGGGUAUCAUGGCUGAUAUUCAUGGUCCUAUCACAUUAUCAUGGCUAUCAUUAUUUUUAUUCGUACCUUCAUAUGCAUAUCUUUCAUAUUCAUUUAAUCAAGCUAAUAAUAAUAUUACAUUUUUAUUCACUGUUAUAAGUUUUAUUAAUAUCGGUAUUGCUACAAGUGCAUUAUAUUUUUGCUCAUUAAUUACAUGUGCUAAAUUAUACCCACAAAGGAAGUUAUUAAGUAUUAGUUUACCUACAACAUGUUACGGUAUUUCAUCUUUAAUCGGAUCACAAUUUUUAAGAUGGAAAUGGUUUUUCACAAAGCAAAAUUAUUUGGAUCUUGCAAGAGUGUUUAAAUGUUUCAGUUGGAUUUAUUUGGUUGUUUGUAUAUUAAGUUGGGUUGCCACAAGUUUUAUUACUUUGUUGAGUAUCAUUGAAGAGAAAGAACGAUUAUCCAACGAUUCAAGUGAUAAUAUUAAUACUACUGGAUCUAGUAGUACCAAUAAUUUUAUUAAUGAUACCGAAACUGAAACUGAAAAUGAAAACGAUAUCAGUGAAACAACACUAUUAAUCCCCGUUCAAACAAAGGAAGAAAAUCAAAAAUAUAUCCGUAUAUUUUUAAGUGACCCAACCUCUUAUCUAUUAGCCAUUUCGAUGUUCUUAUCGCUGGGUCCAUUAGAAAUGUUUGUUACUGAUAUGGGAUCCUUAACAGAAGUUUUAUUAAAUGGUAGAGAUAAUCCAACAUUAAGUGCUGAAUUGUUAUCAUUAUAUUCAUUCGUUUCAACAGCAGUCAGAUUAUCCACAGGUGUCUUGACCGAUUAUUUAAUUAAGAUUAAAAAAUCACCUAAGUGGAUUCUAAUUAACUAUCUGAUUUUGGCAUUAAUUUCACAAUUGUAUAUUCUAACGUUGACAAGUGGUGGUAAUAGACAUAAAAUUAGUGACUCUAAGAUCCUUCUCAUGGGUGGUUUAAUGGGUGCUGUAUAUGGUGGUAUGUUUACCAUAUACCCUACUAUUGUUUUACUAAGGUACGGACAAGACCAUUUCGGUACUGUCUACGGGUCACUAAUGACCUCUCCAGCAUUAGGUUCAGCAUUCGCCUGCAUGUUGUACGCCCAGAUUUACGACUCCAACUGUAAGACUAGCAGCUUGAAUGACAUUGCUAAUGUCAUUUCAAGUUCUAAUUGCAUAGGCAACGUCUACCGGAUAAGUUCUCUCCAAAUUCUUAUUUCAUUGCUAGUUACAAUACGGGUGCUCCACUGCUGGGGACCCAAGAAGAUAUAA
This is a messenger RNA of Henningerozyma blattae CBS 6284, 1518 nucleotides long. RefSeq names its product Mch1p (gene MCH1). The record is from RefSeq and is a predicted model, not a curated record. Gene Ontology annotation, biological process: transmembrane transport. Gene Ontology annotation, molecular function: transmembrane transporter activity. The coding region runs from base 1 to 1518 and encodes 505 amino acids. The transcript has a single exon. NCBI's taxonomy places the organism in Eukaryota, Fungi, Ascomycota, Saccharomycetes, Saccharomycetales, Saccharomycetaceae.